Molecule: messenger RNA, 480 nt
Organism: Besnoitia besnoiti
Lineage: Eukaryota; Apicomplexa; Conoidasida; Eucoccidiorida; Sarcocystidae
Product: ribosomal protein RPS14
Exons: 2
Coding region: 1-480 (159 amino acids)
Biological process (GO): translation; maturation of SSU-rRNA from tricistronic rRNA transcript (SSU-rRNA, 5.8S rRNA, LSU-rRNA); ribosomal small subunit assembly
Cellular component (GO): ribosome; cytosolic small ribosomal subunit
Molecular function (GO): small ribosomal subunit rRNA binding; mRNA 5'-UTR binding; structural constituent of ribosome
Source: RefSeq, a predicted model, not a curated record
AUGGCACCGAAGAAGUCCGCAAAAGCCGCCGCCGCCGAGGAGGGCGAAGGCGCGGCUGCGCAAACCUCCGGUCUCGGACCCGCGACCCGCGACGGCGAAAUUGUGUUUGGCGUCGCGCACAUCUACGCCUCGUUUAACGACACUUUCAUUCACGUGACAGACCUCAGCGGCCGCGAAACCCUUGUCCGCGUCACCGGCGGCAUGAAGGUCAAGGCAGACCGCGACGAAAGCUCGCCGUACGCUGCCAUGAUGGCUGCUGCCGAUGUCGCCGCCAGAUGCAAAGAGCUCGGCAUCUCGGCUGUCCACGUCAAGGUCCGCGCAGCCGGCGGGACUCGCAGCAAGACCCCUGGUCCCGGUGCACAGAGCGCUCUCAGAGCCUUGGCACGUUCUGGCAUGCGCAUUGGCCGCAUCGAGGACGUCACCCCGAUCCCGACAGACUCCACCCGGAGAAAGUCUGGUCGCCGCGGUCGCCGUCUCUAG